Molecule: messenger RNA, 3054 nt
Organism: Mustela erminea (ermine)
Lineage: Eukaryota; Metazoa; Chordata; Mammalia; Carnivora; Mustelidae
Gene: TXNDC16
Product: thioredoxin domain containing 16
Exons: 21
Coding region: 578-3040 (820 amino acids)
Source: RefSeq, a predicted model, not a curated record
GCUCGCGCCGGCGGGAGGACUCGGCGGUCGCCUGUCACCUGGGGCGGCUCUCGCUCCUCCCCCUGAGCUUCCCAUUGGUUGGAGAGGCCGCACGUAAGGAGCACGAGGAGGGGGAGGAGCCUUGGGGUUGUUUUUUUGCUCAGCAGGCCGACCCCACCAUGCGGUGGUGGCCGCAGGCGCUGGGGUUGGCUGUGCUGCACCCUAGUAGGUAGGGGCUGCCGUUCGUCGCUGCCGGCCAGCCGGCAGGGGCCCCACCUUCUGCCUCUUCUUCACGUGGCGGGAACUGUCGGCCGCGGGAACCGCCUGGGUUCCUCUGGAUAGUAUAGAUCAUCAGUAGAAAAACUUCCUGAAAGAAGAAAUUGUUCAAGAGAGAUUUGAAGGUAGCAAAACGGAAGAGGAAGAAUUGACAACAGAUGCAGAGGAUAGCAUGGAAAUUUUACUUCAUUCAUUUGUUUAACAAAUUUAUUCAGCAAAACUUUGUUGAACACCUGCUCUUGCUAGAUAUUACCCUAGGCAACAGAACCGCAACACUGAAAAAAACAGACAAAAACCUUCUGCCCAUGUACAACUACAGCUGAUGAUGUCUUCCAGUUUCAAUUUAUUUAGAGUGGGCAUCUCUUUUGUCAUGAUGUGCAUUUUUUGUAAGUCAGCAGUAGGCUCUCUAUCAGAACUGAGUCCUCAGAAAUAUUUCAGUACAUUACAACCAGGAAAAGCCUCCUUAGCUUAUUUUUGUCAAGCUGAUUCUCCAAGAAACUCUGUAUUUCUUGAACAACUGAAUGAGGCUGUUAAACCUCUCCAGGACUAUGGAAUUUCAGUUGCAAAGGUUAAUUGUGUCAAAGAAGAAUCAUCAAGAUACUGUGGAAAAGAGAAGGAUUUGAUGAAAGCAUAUUUAUUCAGGGGCAACAUCUUACUUAGAGAAUUCCCUCCUGAUACUCUGUUUGAUGUGAAUGCCAUCGUUGCUCAUGUUCUCUUUGCUCUUCUUUUUAAUGAAGUAAAAUAUAUUUCUACUCUGGAAGACCUUCAGAACAUAGAAAGUGCUCUGAAAGGAAAAGCCAGCAUUGCAUUCUCCUACGUAAGAGCCAUUGGAACACCAGAACACAGAGCGGUCAUGGAAGCUGCUUUUGUAUAUGGGACUACAUACCAGUUUAUUUUAACCACAGAAACUGCCCUUUUGGAAAGUAUUGGCACUGAGGAUAUUGAAAAUGCACAUCUCUACUUUUUUCAUUGUAAACAAGUCUUGGAUUUGACUGAGCAAUGUAGAAGAACACUGAUGGAACCACCACUGACUACAUUGAAUAUACAUAGAUUUAUUAAGACAAUGGAAGCUCCUCUUCUGACCGAAGUUGCUGAAGACCCUCAACAGGUUUCAACUGUUCAUCUCCAACUAGGAUUACCACUGGUUUUUAUUGUUAGUCAGCAAGCGACAUAUGAAGCUGAUAGAAGGACUGCAGAAUGGGUUGCUUGGCGACUUCUGGGGAAAGCAGGAGUUCUACUCUUGUUAAGGGACUCUUCGGAAGUGGACAUUCCUCAGCAUGCUAAUGUGGUCUUCAGAAGAGCAGAAGAGGGAGUGCCAGUGGAAUUUUUGGUCUUACAUGAUGUUGAUUUAAUAAUAUCCCGUGUGGAAAGUAAUAUGCACAUUGAAGAAAUACAAGAAGAUGAAGAUGAGAACAUGGCAAGUCCAGAUAUGGAUAUUCAAGAUGAUGAAGUGGCAGAAACUGUUUACAGAGAUAGGAAGAGACGGUUGCCUUUGGAACUCACGGUGGAACUGACAGAAGAGACUUUUAACACGACAGUAGUGGCUUCUGAUAGCAUAGUGCUUUUCUAUGCUGGUUGGCAAGCAGUAUCCAUGGCAUUUCUGCAGUCCUAUAUCGAUUUGGCAAUUAAAUUAAAAGGCACAUCCACUAUGCUGCUUGCUAGAGUGAACUGUGCAGAUUGGUCUGAUUUAUGUACUAAGCAAAAUGUCACUGAAUUUCCUGUUGUGAAGAUGUAUAAGGAAGGCGAGACCCCAGUGUCUUACACUGGAAUGUUAGGAACCGAAGAUCUCCUAAAAUUUAUCCAGCUCAACAGGAUUUCAUGCCCAGUGAACAUAACAUCGGUCCAAGAAGCAGAAGAGUAUUUAAAUGGGGAAUUACAUAAAGACCUGAUCUCCUACUCUAGUGUGUCAGUGCUGGGACUGUUUAGCCCAAACAUGACAACAGUGAAAGAAGAUUUCACUGAAGCAGGAAACUGCCUAAAAGGAUAUGUUAUCACUGGAAUUUAUUCUGAAGAAGAUGUUUUAAUACUGUCAAAUAAAUAUGCUGCAACCCUUCCAGCCCUGCUGCUGGCCAGACACAAAGAAGGCAAAAUAGAGAGCAUUCCAUUAGCUAACUCCCCUGCACAAGACAUAGUUCAAAUAAUAACAAAUGCAUUACUGGAAACAUUUCCAGAGAUCACUGUGGAAAAUCUUCCUAUUUAUUUAAGACUUCAGAAACCAUUACUUAUUUUAUUCAGUGAGGGCAGCAUAAAUCCUCAGUAUAAAAAAACAAUGUUGAUGCUGGCAAAAGAUAAACACUUGGAUUCACUUACCCCCUGCUGGUUAAAUCUAAAGAAUACUCCUGCAGGACGAGGAAUCUUACAGGCAUAUUUUGACGCUCUGCCUCCCCUUCCUCUUAUUGUUGUGGUCAAUCUGCAUUCAGGUGGCCAAGUAUUUGCAUUUCCAUCAGACCAGGCCAUCAAGGAACAAAACCUUUUAUUGUGGCUGAAGAAACUAGAAGCAGGACUUGAGAGUCAUAUCACAGUUUUACCUGCUCAGGAAUGGAAACCUCCUCUUCCUGCUUAUGAUUUUCUAAGUAUGAUGGAUGCUGCAGCAUCUCACCAUCCCACAAGGAAAGAUCCUGAGUGUACAAAAGAAACAGAUGCAUCGGAGAAGGACAAAAAACAGGAAGACAAAUCAGCAAUCAGAAAAGAACCAAUUGAAACACUGAGAAUAAAGCAUUGGAAUAGAAGUAAUUGGUUUAAAGAAGGAGGAAAAUCAUUUACGCAUGAUAAUAAAGAGUUAUGAGCUGGUUUCCUAGG